AUGAGAGGACAAAAAGAGAUUUUAGAGAAACUGGCAGGGACCUUCCACAUCCAGCAUGUGCUGCUCCGCCAGGCCCUGGCAGAAUGCCUGGGAACGCUUAUUUUAGUGAUGUUUGGUUGUGGUGCGGUGGCGCAGAUGGUGCUGAGUGAAGGAUCUCAUGGCACAUUUCUCUCUGUUAACCUCGCUUUUGGUUUCGCUGCAACUCUAGGCAUCCUUGUGAGUGGAAAGGUCUCAGGUGGUCAUCUGAACCCAGCAUUGACAUUCACGCUGUGUUUACUUGGGAGAGAGCCUUGGAGGAAGUUCCCGCUGUUCUUUUUCUUCCAGACGCUUGGAGCCUUCCUGGGUGCGGCCGUCGUAUUUGGAAUGUAUUUCGAAGCAUUGUGGGACUUCGGCCAGGGACAGCUGAUUGUGGUGGGGAAGAAUGCCACAGCUGGGAUUUUUGCAACUUACCCAGCCAAACAUCUCACCCUGGUUAAUGGAUUCUUUGAUCAGAUUAUUGGAACAGCUGCUCUGAUCGUGUGCAUCCUGGCCAUAGCUGAUCCAUGCAACAGUCCAGUCCCUAGAGGUCUGGAGGCCUUCGCAGUGGGCUUUGUUGUGUUGGUCAUCGGCCUGUCAAUGGGCUUCAACUCUGGCUAUGCCGUCAACCCAGCCAGGGAUUUAGGACCACGCAUCUUUACGGCGGUUGCAGGCUGGGGUGGAGAGGUUUUCACAGCGAACACCUACUGGUUCUUUGUGCCCAUCUGUGCUCCAUUCUUGGGCGCAGUGGUGGGUGUGUUGAUGUACCAGCUGAUGAUUGGAUACCAUCUACAAGGAGUAGUGCAAGAGGAGCAGAGGGAGGAGGAGGAAAGGUUCAAACUCUCCAAUAUCACAACCAACGAAGAUGCAUGA
This is a messenger RNA of Stegastes partitus (bicolor damselfish), 888 nucleotides long. RefSeq names its product aquaporin-3-like. The coding region runs from base 1 to 888 and encodes 295 amino acids. Gene Ontology annotation, biological process: glycerol transmembrane transport; water transport. Gene Ontology annotation, molecular function: water channel activity; urea transmembrane transporter activity; glycerol channel activity. The transcript has 6 exons. NCBI's taxonomy places the organism in Eukaryota, Metazoa, Chordata, Actinopteri, Pomacentridae. The record is from RefSeq and is a predicted model, not a curated record. Gene Ontology annotation, cellular component: basolateral plasma membrane; plasma membrane.